CUGAUUUAGUCUGCCCGCGUUUCAUCCAAAACAUUUUCAUCUAAAGUGUCUGGGAUAUGGAAAAAGAAAAGGACUCCUUGGAAUUAUUCGGGAUCUUUGCUGCCAGCUGAGGAGAAAGUCAUCUAUCGGAAUUGAAGCAGGAACCCCGUAGCUUGAACAGCCGCGUAGAGAAGUUUGGAGCCAUGUUUUGGGGUGAUCAUGGUUUCGUGGUUGUAAACAUCAUAUUCUUUCUGUAUAAGGUCGGAGAAUCGAUGCUGGACACUACGACCAAACCGUACCUAGUGACCGCCGUGUGUUAUGAUACAUAUAUGUACGGAAAAGACAAAAACAACACGCUGUGUAUGGAUCUAGAUAAACACCCGGAACUAGAGAACCACAUGCAGAGUUUGUCGGGAAAUUAUCUCAUAUACUACAGAUUGCUUUUGAAUAUACCCGCCAUUCCUCUGGCACUUCUAUGUGGAUCUUACAGUGACCGCUAUGGAAGGAAGAUUCCCGUUCUCCUGCCUAGCCUUGGAAGUGUUUUCGCCGUCUUAUGUUAUAUUUUGAGUGAUUUGGUGCCGCUGUACAGGAUUCCUUUGAUAUUCUGUGGUCUAGCUCUUCAGGGACUCUUUGGAAAAAGCUCCGUAAUAACAAUGGCAGUCAAUAGCAUUGUGUGUGAUGUAUCUCUGUCUGUGGAUCGCACUAAAAAUCUCGGUAUUCUGUUAGCCAUGAAUUUUCUCGGUGUCUGCAUUGGUUCGUUUUUCUCCGGAAUUUUCCAAGACCUUCUCGAUCUUAGCAUGACAUUUCUCUGUGUUGCAAUACUUCACGGUAUUUCUAUAAUUUUUACCAUAAUCCUUCUCGACGAAACGAUCGAACGAAAAACAACCGACGACGAUUUGCAAACAGCAAGGAGAUGUGAAUUAUGCGAAGUGUUUAGACCUUCUAACCUGAAAGAUGCGCUGAGUGUUGUUACAAAGCCUAGAUUUCUAAACAGUCGAAAAAUCAUCAUAGUUCUUCUGAUCAUUUCUCUUGCAACACAGAUAUGCAGAACAGGUGAGGCAGACAUCAAUCUCUUAUUCAUCACAAGGACACCACUAAAUUGGCCAAAAUCCUGGUACGGUUACCUGAUGUCCCUCGAAUACGCCGUUAAAGGGCUGUGUCUUUUUCUGUUCCUCCCCAUCUUUUCUAUCCACCUACACAUGUCCGAUAUCUCAAUAGUCAUUCUGGGAAUCUUAUUCAAAUUAACUCGACUGUUGUGGGCGGGGUUUUGUAAUACUUCCUGGAUGGUGUUUGCGUCGGUUUCGAUUGGCGCAAUGUCGGGCCUGAUCACUUCCGCUUUACGCUCAUUGGUUAGCAAAGCUGUUGACGUAGACGAAGCGGGAAAAAUGUUUGCAUUGCUAUCUGCUGCAGAAACCUCGUCGAAAUUCUUGGGAUCCAUCGUUUUCUUGAAUAUCUAUAGCUUAAGCGCACACGUAUUUCCAGGGGUGGGGUUCCUUGUCGAGGCUGUUGUCUAUGUGUGUAUACUAGGAACUCUGCUGACGAUAUUCCGGCCCCUUCAGAAAAUGCAGCACAAGGGGAUGGUGGAGGACAGAGUUUUAGACCUAUCGUAUGGAUCUCAUUAACAAUAACAGAAAACACGAAAUCAAAGCUUAAAAUUGAUUACUUCAAACCACCAAAACCCAAAACACGAAGUCAAAGGUUAAUCAAUUAAAGGUUGAUUAAUUUAAACCAUCAAAAUUUAUACUUGUUUAAGAUUUUAACUUUAAUGCUUCAAAAUCUAAUGCUAGACUGUACAAAUUUUUCACGUGUAGUUUCCUUUGUUUUUUUCCCACAAAAUAUCGAUGUAAUAGGCUAUGAAAUGACACUCAAUAAAGGUUUUCA
Magallana angulata is the source of this 1860-nucleotide messenger RNA. Its product is annotated as proton-coupled folate transporter-like. The record is from RefSeq and is a predicted model, not a curated record. Gene Ontology annotation, cellular component: membrane. The transcript has 2 exons. Gene Ontology annotation, biological process: transmembrane transport. The coding region runs from base 183 to 1601 and encodes 472 amino acids. NCBI's taxonomy places the organism in Eukaryota, Metazoa, Mollusca, Bivalvia, Ostreida, Ostreidae. Gene Ontology annotation, molecular function: transmembrane transporter activity.